Camelina sativa (false flax) is the source of this 1272-nucleotide messenger RNA. Lineage: Eukaryota; Viridiplantae; Streptophyta; Magnoliopsida; Brassicales; Brassicaceae. The record is from RefSeq and is a predicted model, not a curated record.
AUGGGUACUGUUCGACUAUUUUUGGGCACUGCAGUGAAACGAAACUGGGAGGUCCAUCAGAUGGAUGUGUACAACGCUUUUCUUCAUGGGGACCUCGAAGAAGAGAUUUAUAUGAAACACCCUCCUGGCUUCAAAGCUUCUGACCCAAAGAAGGUAUGUCGUCUUCGCAAGUCCAUAUACGGUUUAAAGCAGAGUCCUCGGUGCUGGUUUGAGAAACUAUCAACGGCUUUGAAAAAAUUUGGUUUCGAACAGAGCUUGUCAGAUUACUCGCUGUUUACAAUGGAUAAAGACGGUGAACAACUUCAUGUUUUAGUCUACGUUGACGAUCUUAUCAUCACCGGCAGCACCAUGACAGUGAUGCAAGCCUUCAAAGACUACUUAUCUACAUGUUUCCACAUGAAGGAUUUGGGACCCUUGAAGUAUUUUCUGGGCAUUGAAGUGGCACACAGUCCCUCUGGGAUGUACCUUUGUCAGCGAAAAUAUGCCCUUGAUAUCAUCUCAGAUUCAGGCUUACUUGGUGCCAAACCGGUGGCAUUUCCUCUUGAGUCGAAUAACAAGCUAGCAUUGUCAGCCUCACCUUAUCUACCACAUCCAGCAAAGUAUCGACGGUUGAUCGGCCGUUUAAUCUACUUAGCUGUAACGCGACCAGACUUGGCAUAUUGUGUUCAUUUCCUUGCUCAGUUCAUGCAAAAGCCAAGGGAAGAUCAUUGGGAGGCUGCUCUCCGAGUCGUUAAGUAUCUGAAAAACAAUCCUGGCCAAGGUAUUUUGCUGCGUGCAGCUGGUUCUUUUCAGUUCACAGGUUGGUGUGAUAGUGACUACUCUGGCUGUCCGUUAACAAGACGUUCCGUCACUGGUUAUUUCAUUCAACUGGGUGGCUCUCCGAUAUCAUGGAAAACGAAUAAACAAAAGACAGUCAGUCGAUCCUCGGCAGAGGCUGAAUAUAGGGCAAUGGCACACAUUACUCAAGAGUUGAUAUGGCUGAAGCGAAUUCUAUUGUCUCUUGGAGUUAAGCAUGACGGAUCCAUGCUUGUUCGUUGUGAUAGUGAAGCAGCUAUUCACAUCGCCACAAACCCCGUCUUCCAUGAACGGACUAAACACGUCGAAGUGGAUUGCCAUUUUGUUCGGAAUGAAGUCUUAACCAAGAACAUCCGCCUUCUUCAUGUUGGUACUGGGUCGCAGCUUGCAGACAUACUUACAAAACCAUUGGGCACUCAAGACUACGCUCAGUUCUGUGUCAAGUUGGGCAUACAAGAUUUGCAUGCUCCAACUUGA